Messenger RNA from Guyanagaster necrorhizus, 378 nucleotides. RefSeq lists its product as uncharacterized. The transcript is spliced from 2 exons. NCBI's taxonomy places the organism in Eukaryota, Fungi, Basidiomycota, Agaricomycetes, Agaricales, Physalacriaceae. The coding region runs from base 18 to 296 and encodes 92 amino acids. The record is from RefSeq and is a predicted model, not a curated record.
UCCGGCAACAUCCUAUAAUGGCUAUUCAAGGAAGAAACAAACGGCGCGUUUUCCAACCAAUCCAGCCCUUUGAGGCCUAUAAAAGCCCGGCAUGUUCAGCUCGCUUCCUUACUGCUUGUCUCUCCCCCCCUUCCCUCGAAAAUCCUCCUGUUCAUCUUCCCCUUUGCUUUCAACUGCCCUUUACCAUGGCUCGAGGAAACAAACAGUUUCAAUGCCCGGAGUGCUCCACCAGGGUCUCUCGACAGAAAGAUCUCCAAAGGCACAUGAUGUUACACUCGAAAUCGGAGCAACAGUAAGGAGACAGUACUCUCCCUACCUUUGCUUAUAUUCAUUGUGUGACAGCUGGUAUGCUUGCCCCGACUGCCCGGUGAAGCUUCU